UGAUAGGGUCGGUAUUUAAUGGAUGUUGGGUCUAGUCCUAGUAAUUAGAUACGCGUGUUAUAAUAAAGCUUGGAUCGGUAAACCCUAUGUGAGAGUCACAUUGAAAAGUUUCUCCAGAAUUUAGGAGCAACUAAUCAAAGACAUCAAUGCCAAUUAGGCAUCAAUCACGUGAUUAGUCACCAACCAUUACUUGCAUGUCUAGGGAGAGCAUUUGUUCAAAGUAAAACUUUGUGAGAAGCAAAGCCUACACUCAAAGCAUAUAUGCCAAAGCCACAACCUAGUGUAAAACUCAAGCCAAAAAACCCACACCCUCUCUUUUUACCUCUUAUAUAUACACACACACAGAGAAAACCUAGCUGCAAGGAGACUGAAGGAGGAAGACAAGGAUGGAGUGGUUCUACCCUAAGAGGAGGGGCCCACAGUGGAAGCAAGGUUGGACUGGCCAAACCCUAACCUCAAUCUCUGCACCUCCCCUACAUUUGCUCACCAUCUUUGCCAUUGUUAUUGCUUUCUUAUGUCUUUCUCAGUACACCGACUACAAGUCCCAAAUGCAACACACAACCAUCAACGCCCACCUUUUCCUAAUAUCCUUUCCUAUUUUCUUGAUAUUUUUGGUAGCUUCGUACUCUUCGAUUUCUUCUACCGGAUGGUUCAACUCCGGGUACCGGCCUUCACAGCGCGAGGCAGUUCAACGAGCAGGCAGGGGUGGCAGCUCAAGCUCGCCGUGGGGUGUUGCCAUCUUGUUGGUGCUGCUUCUGGUGUUGGUGUCUUACCAAUCAUCGGUUCAUUCCAAGUGGUUUGGUGGGAGGUCGGAUUGAUUGAAUCGUUUGUUAACUAAAAGAUGUAAUGGAUUGGAAUUGGAUAAACGAAUGCCUGUGCAUUUUAGCA
This is a messenger RNA of Malus domestica (apple), 888 nucleotides long. RefSeq lists its product as uncharacterized. Lineage: Eukaryota; Viridiplantae; Streptophyta; Magnoliopsida; Rosales; Rosaceae. The record is from RefSeq and is a predicted model, not a curated record.